AUGGAAACACAAAAUCUAACAGUGCUCAAUGAAUUCAUUCUCAUGGGAAUCACAGAUCGUCCUGAACUGCAGGCUCCAUUAUUUGGACUCUUCCUCAUCAUCUACAUAGUCUCAGUGGUGGGCAACCUCAGCAUGAUCAUCCUCACCACAGUGGACUCCAGACUACAAACACCCAUGUACUUCUUCCUCAGACACCUGGCUUUCACUGAUCUGGGUUAUUCAACAACUGUAGGACCCAAAAUGUUAGUAAAUUUUGUUGUGGACCAAAAUACAAUAUCCUACUAUUUUUGUGCUAUACAGCUAGCUUUCUUUCUUGUGUUUAUUGUUAGUGAACUUUUUAUUCUAACAGCAAUGUCCUACGACCGCUACGUGGCCAUCUGUAACCCUCUGCUCUAUCCAGUCAUCAUGUCACAAAGGGUGUGUCAGGUGCUGGUGGCAAUCCUCUAUCUCUACAGCACAUUUGUGUCUCUGAUAGUCACCAUAAAGAUUUUUAGUUUAUCCUUCUGCGACUACAAUGUUGUGAGCCAUUUCUACUGUGACAGCCUCCCCUUGUUAUCUUUGCUGUGCUCAGAUACACAUGAAACUGAAAUGAUUAUUCUGAUUUUAGCUGGUUUUGAUUUGAUUUCAUCACUUUUAAUAGUUCUUGUGUCUUACCUGCUGAUCCUGGUAGCCAUUGUAAGGAUGAACUCUGCUGAGGGAAGGCACAAGGCCUUUUCUACCUGUGGGUCCCACUUGACAGUGGCCACAGUGUUCUAUGGGACUCUGAUAUUUAUGUAUGUGCAACCUGAGUCCAGUCAUUCUUUUGACACUGAUAAAGUGGCAUCCAUAUUUUACACCCUUGUUAUCCCCAUGCUGAAUCCUUUGAUCUAUAGCUUGAGGAACAAAGACGUAAAGUAUGCGAGACAAAGGAUGUGGAAAAAAAUAUGUAAUAUUUUUUCUUAA
Molecule: messenger RNA, 942 nt
Organism: Suricata suricatta (meerkat)
Lineage: Eukaryota; Metazoa; Chordata; Mammalia; Carnivora; Herpestidae
Product: olfactory receptor 8K3-like
Exons: 1
Coding region: 1-942 (313 amino acids)
Biological process (GO): sensory perception of smell; G protein-coupled receptor signaling pathway
Cellular component (GO): membrane
Molecular function (GO): olfactory receptor activity; G protein-coupled receptor activity; odorant binding
Source: RefSeq, a predicted model, not a curated record